Messenger RNA from Alexandromys fortis (reed vole), 4931 nucleotides. It is a transcript of the gene Dnajc18, whose product is annotated as DnaJ heat shock protein family (Hsp40) member C18. Gene Ontology annotation, cellular component: endoplasmic reticulum membrane. The coding region runs from base 105 to 1181 and encodes 358 amino acids. The record is from RefSeq and is a predicted model, not a curated record. The transcript is spliced from 8 exons. Gene Ontology annotation, biological process: cellular response to misfolded protein. NCBI's taxonomy places the organism in Eukaryota, Metazoa, Chordata, Mammalia, Rodentia, Cricetidae. Gene Ontology annotation, molecular function: Hsp70 protein binding.
CAUGAACUAAACUACAAUGACCAGCGUGCCCCGCGCCCCGCGCCCCCUCUCUUUCAGCCUCCGGGACUUGAGAGGCUCAGCCGACCUGCUGACUGAAAACCGAUAUGGCGGCCACUCUGGGCAGCGGGGAACGCUGGACCCAAGCUUACAUUGAUGCAAUUAGAAGAAACAAAUACCCAGAAGACCGACGACCUGGCAGUCAUGAUCCCUGUGGUUGCUGUAACUGCAUGAAGGCACAAAAGGAAUCGAAGUCUGAGAAUGAGAGGACACAGCCCCGGCAGGGAGAGGGGAGCUCCACUUACACCGAGGAACAGCUACUUGGGGUCCAAAGAAUCAAGAAGUGCAGAAAUUAUUAUGAAAUUCUGGGAGUUUCUUGCAACGCCAGUGAUGAAGAACUUAAGAAAGCUUACAGGAAGCUCGCCCUGAAGUUUCAUCCUGACAAGAACUGCGCUCCUGGAGCAACUGAUGCCUUCAAAGCAAUAGGAAAUGCCUUUGCGGUCCUGAGCAAUCCCGACAAGAGACUCCGCUACGAUCAGUAUGGAGAUGAGCAGGUGACUUUCACUGCACCUCGAGCCAGAUCUUACCAUUAUUACAGGGAUUUCGAAGCUGACAUCUCUCCAGAGGAACUAUUCAAUGUGUUCUUUGGAGGACAUUUUCCUUCAGGAAAUAUUCACAUGUUCUCAAAUGUGACAGAUGACAGUCACUAUUAUCGCAGGCGACCCCGCCAUGAGAGGACACAGACACACAAGAGAGAGGAAGAAGACAAACCUCAGACUCCAUAUUCCACAUUUGUUCAGCUGCUUCCAGUUCUGGUGAUUGUGAUUAUUUCUGUCAUUACUCAGCUGCUGGCCACUAACCCCCCAUAUAGUCUAUUCUAUAAAUCAACCUUGGGCUAUACCAUUUCUAGAGAAACGCAGAACCUGCAGGUGCCUUACUUCGUGGAUAAAAACUUUGACAAGGCCUACAGAGGAGCUUCUCUUCGUGACCUGGAGAAAACAAUUGAGAAAGACUAUAUUGACUACAUUCAGACAAGCUGUUGGAAGGAGAAACAGCAAAAGUCAGAGCUGACCAAUCUGGCGGGGCUGUAUCGAGAUGAGCGGCUGCGGCAGAAGGCAGAGUCACUGAAACUUGAAAACUGUGAAAAACUUUCCAAGCUAAUCGGCCUCCGGAGGGGCGGCUGAGACGAAGACGGCCUGACUCAGGAUGGGGGUUUCUUACUUGUUACUAUUUACAUUGCAAAUCCAUUUUAUAAUACAAGUUAGGAGAUGAUGAACACUUACUAUCUGCUGACUUUGUUGGGCAGAGCUGCAGGACAUGGAGCCACGCUCGUCACCAUCCAGUUCUUCCAGGCCGGCUCCAGGGCAGGGGCAGUUCAUCUCAGUUACGGGAAUGGAGAGCAGGGCAUCCCAGAGAAGACCCGCAUUUCUGCCUUCAUCCUUGCAGCAAAAGCCCACUCCCUAGGCAUUUCUAGGCUCGGCCAAUGCACUUCACAGUUACUGAUGGCGUCUGCUGAGAGUCACACCUCUCUGCCAUAGUCGCCAUCCCCCAGUGUUGGGUUUUCCCCUUCCUAAGGAGAGUAGAGAGAAACUGAACUGUUUGGCCAGUAGUUUGGUGUUAUCCAAGUUUGUUGAGGCAGGAGCAUUAGCAAACUGCCUGAUUUGUGGUUUCUUUUCUUUCUUUUUUGGGAGAAGGGCUCAUUCUGUAGCCCAGACUAGCCUGGGACUCACUAUACACUCCAAGAUGGCCUUGAAUUUGCAAUGUUCUGCCUAAGAGCUGGGAUUACAGGCAUCAGAUACCUUACCCAGUAAGGUUCCUUUUACCUCCUUAGUCAGCUCUCUCAAAGGGUCUAGAAAGUCAAAUCUGUGAGCAGGCUAGGCGCGGUAGCGCACACCUUUAAUCCUAGCACAGGCAGAGACAGACCAAUCUUUAUGAGCUCAAGGCAGGGCUAAGGAAGAAGGUAAAAUACAAGACUGUCAGCUCCUCGGUGUAGAUUCCUGGUCCAUUUUGCAACUAGAGAGCACUGUGUCCCUUCCCCUUUAAAUCGUCAUUUAGUAUGGUAGGUUGUGCCCUGAGCACAAGUAUGCACAGAAGUGCAGUGGUCAAACCCAAGAGGAGGCUUGGGCCUAGAGACCCAAAGGGAGGAGCCUGGCUCUGUGGCACGGAGGGCUAAUACUAGCCUUAACAAUCACUUUGUUUGACUCAGAGUCCUGUGCAUUUUAGUACGAGGUGGUCUUCCAUGCAUUCAGUAUUUAUGGAGUGUCUACUACAAAGCAAUGGUUUUCACAUGUCUCUCUCUCUUUUUUAAAUUUAUGCCUCCUCAAAAUUUGCAGAGCUGGCAUUCCCUCUUUCAUGAAUCAGAACAGGACAAAUGGUUGGCCUGGGUCAUGUGACUAGGUGAGGAAGUACAGAACGUGAAAGAUCGUCCUGUUUCUCAGAUGACUCUAGCCAGGUUGGCAAAGCAGAGAUUUUCCCUGGAAUGCUUCUGCCGUCUGGAACACCUCUGCCACCAGUUUGCACCCUUCAGGACUGCUACCCUGCUGAUCUUUCAGAAGCAGGACCAGGACUGGAGAGAUGGCUCAGUGGUUAAGAAGAGCCCGGCUGCUCUUUCAGAGGACUCAGGUUCGAUUCCAAAUACCCACGUGGCAGCUCACAACUAUCUGUAACUCCAGUCCCAGAGUAUCCAGCUCCCCCUUCUGGCCUUCACGGUCACUGCAUGCACCUGGUGCACAUACAUACAUGCAGGCAAAACACCCAUACAUGUUUUUUAAAAAGUAGGACCCUUUCAUACAAAUCUUUUUUUUUUCUACCACUAGACGACCAGGGAUCAUACAAAUCUUUCAGAGGAAGAAAAAACAGUUCUUUCUAGAACUAAGUCAUUGAUUUCCCAGACUGGGUGGUUGUGCCUUCCUGUGGAGGGCAAUGCCAGAUCUGAGUUCCUGAGCUGCCCAGAUUGUCAUGAAACUGACUUUGAAAGGUUACUGGUUCAUAUUUCAUUUCUUUUUAGAUAGGGCCUCAUGUAUCCCAGGCUGGCCUCAAAGCCUGGCCUUGAAAUAUAGCCAAAACCUUUGAACUUUUUUUUUCUCUAGACAGGGUUUCUCUGUGUAGCUCUGGCUGUCCUGGAACUCACUCUGUAGACCAGGCUGGCCUCGAACUCAGAGAUCUGCCUGUCUCUGCCUCUCAAGUGCUGGGAUUAAAGGUGUGUGCCACCACACCAAGCCCCUUUUUAUUAUUAAUCAUCAUCAUUAUUUAUUAUUAUUAUGUUUUGUUUGUUUCAAGACAGGGUUUCUCUGUGUAGCCUUGGCUGUCCCGGAUUUCACUUUGUAGACCAGGCUGGCCUUGAACUCAGAGAUCUGCCUUUGCCUCUGGAGUACUGAGACUAAAGGUAUGUGCCACCACCCUGAAACCCUCCUGCCUCUACCUCCUGAAUGCUAGAGUCACUCCUGGCUGCUGUGCUGCUGGGGAAAGGACCUAAGGCAUUGUGCAUGCUAGCCUACUAAGCUACAUCCCCAGACUUACCUUCCGAAUUUUUUGAAAACCUCUUUAACCUAUGAGCAGCAGGGAAUUUACUUUGUAAAAUGUGCCAGGCACGGUGAAACACACCUUUAAACCCAGCACUCAGGAAGCAGAGGCAGAUAGAUUACUGUGAGUUCUAGGCCAGCCUGCUCUACAUAGCAAGUUCAUAGUGAAACCCUGUCUCAAAACAAACAACAGCAAAAACCAUGCGUUGUAAAAAUAUACCCAUGAACCAGACAAGCCUGUGGAGAGCUCUUAGCCAUGAAGAACGCAAAGCUCUCCUCUCCCAGCCUCAGCCUGGGCUAGAAAGUGGCUGGAUGCCAUGAAUAGUUUGUGGAUUUCAUGGCAGUGAUGAAUUAUCUUGGUGAUGACCUCAGAGUCAGUCUAGCCCAGCUCCAUUAAAUGUCACACCGACUGUCUGUUCUCAUAGCCUGGUGUACUGUUUUAUUUACUGCUGAUGGACUACAGUACUCACAUCUGGUUUCCUCAAGAGGGCCAGACUUGCUCUGGUUGAAGGGUAGUUUAAUCUAUUUGGCACUAUGUAGAAUUGCGUUAAACUCUUAAUUUCUUGCUUAUAAUUUAGAUACCUUGUCUUCAUAUUGAUAAAAUAAGCUUUGUACUCUUGCCUCUGUCUUUGACGAGGUUUCCUGGCAGUGUAAACUCUUUAGCUAUGGCUUUUCUAGCUGCCAGUGCGGCUCACAGUUUGAGACCCAGGACUGAGACUGUGAUGGGAGUGAGGGCUCACCCGGGGCCAGGAACUGACGUUCAGAUGAAGUGCUCUCUUUAGUGAGAGGGAGAAGGAAGCUCCUACCGGUGAGGAGCAGGGCAGCCGGAAGGAGCCCCUGUCCUUGUUCAUCUGCUCAAGCAGGAGCCAUCUCAGCCUCACUGGUCAGCUCAGGUAAGAACAUAGUAUCACCGUGCAUGCUUCCGGGACCUGUUAGGCAUGACAGGAAACGCCAUGCCCUGCUGGCAUCAGGGCCCAGCAGGCUGGCUGAGCUGCAGCUGCUUUCAUUCUCCUCAUCACUGUGCUCAGAGCUAGCGCUGCCAGGGGCACCUUGAGAUCCCAGCACUGGCCACACAGCCACCCGUUGUCUGCAUGCACUGCCCUCCCAGGAGCUGGCACUUAGUUUGUAUCACUUCAAGUAUUAGAUUGGUGUCCUAAUUAUUUAUUUUGGGAAAGGACCAAGUUACUAUACAUCUUAAUGUUUGGGCCUGCGCUGUUGGUACCUCAUGCAGUGGUCACCAAGUUCCUGAGUCUACCUUUGCAUCACUCUCAGUGUUUGGAGGUGGGAGUGUUCUGUGACCAGAGUCAGGAAUGACACAUGGGAAAAUGCUGAAAAGUCUGGCCACCUGAUCAUUGCAUCUAGAAUGAGUGUAUUUUAACAAAGUAAACAUUAAACAAUUUUAUAUACAAAAUG